UUCCAUUCUGUUGAAAAAGAUCUAUAAGAAGCUCAUUUUCCUAACUCUAUUCCCCACUGGUUCUACUAAUACUAUUAAAAAGAGAGAGAGAGAGAGGUCCCCUCUACAAUGGAAGAAACUUUCAAUAUAGAGUGUGAAAAUCAUAGCACUUCUUCCUCUUCCACCAACGCCACCGCUUCCUCCUCCACCACCGCCACGGCUUGCUCCUCCGGCUCCAAGAGAGUUCAAGAAGCCGAAAAUGACAUUGACACAAGCAAAAUGGCUAAGAAUAGUUAUAAUUAUAGGAAGCAUCCGGCUUAUCGCGGCGUAGGCAAGCGGAGUUGGGGCAAAUGGGUGUCCGAAAUCCGGGAGCCGAAGAAGAAAUCAAGAAUAUGGCUCGGGACUUUCGCCACGCCGGAAAUGGCGGCUCGGGCCCACGAUGUAGCCGCCAUUGCAAUCAAAGGCCACUCGGCUUAUCUCAACUUCCCGGAGCUAGCUCAUGAUCUGCCCCGGCCGGCUUCCAAUUCACCGAAGGAUAUCCAAGCGGCUGCGGCCAAAGCAGCCGCCCUAGAGGCUGGUCGUCGUCCGAGAAGCCUUGAAGCCGAAGCCGAGCUGAACCAGAGCCUGAGCCAGCUGAUGACUCCCCUGUCCCAACAAGAUGUUACAGAGACAUUUCAUGACACUAGAGAGUCAUCAACAUCAGCUCUAAGAGAGAUUGAUGAUCCAUUUCUUGAAUUGCCUGAUCUCUAUCUCGACCAGCUUUGUCAUCAAAUUGAAGGGUUUCAUUGCAGCUUGCCGGUGCAGCUGACCGGAGCCGAGUUUUCCGAUGGUGAAUUCUGCUCUGAAGAGCCUUUCUUUUGGGAUUGCUGCUAGAGAGAUGCAAUCCAUUUGGUUCCAAAUGUUGCAACCUUUAUCAAAGCCUAAUUCAAGAAGCUAGCUUAUCAGGUUUGGUAAUAAGCUACCCUUUGAAUAUGUAAAUUGAUGCUUGAGUUUGGAUUUGGAUUUACCUCUUCAUUUCCCUUUCAUGUCGUAUAUAUAACAAGUACUCCGUAUAAUGUAAAUAUAAUUUCUUUCUUUCUUUUUUUAUUUUUUUAUUUUUGAUGUGGCGAUGUAACUGAAAAAUUCCCAUGUACAAAAGUGUGAAUUUAUAGACUUUUUAUA
Messenger RNA from Cornus florida, 1140 nucleotides. Its product is annotated as ethylene-responsive transcription factor ERF038-like. Gene Ontology annotation, biological process: regulation of DNA-templated transcription. The transcript has a single exon. The coding region runs from base 109 to 852 and encodes 247 amino acids. The record is from RefSeq and is a predicted model, not a curated record. Lineage: Eukaryota; Viridiplantae; Streptophyta; Magnoliopsida; Cornales; Cornaceae. Gene Ontology annotation, molecular function: DNA-binding transcription factor activity; DNA binding.